GUGGGGCGGAGGCCGAGGAAAGGACUAGAAGAGAACAUCUCAAACUGGUCUGUCCUUCCUUAGGGCAGGAGAUGUACGUGGGGUUUGGGUAAAUAUAAGCCUGUUUCGAAUACUGUGAACCAGAAACACUGAAAGCCCCAGAGGCUAUAAAGAACCCCGGGAAGGGCAAGAGGGGCCGAGCCCCACCCAGAGAACGACCCGGUUGGUUUCGGCCUUUACAAUUCCUGACAACUUUGAGCAACUGCAGCACCAGGCGCGCGCAGUGGGGGAAGGGAAGGGGGAGUACUAAGGGCUUGGUCAGGGCCGACCCCCUCCAUCCUCCAUCCAGUCGGGAGUCGCCUCCCCCUUCUCCAGCUCACCAAGCUCCGCCCCUCGUCUCCUCCCUCCUCCCCUCCGGAUUAACAGCUUCAGUUCCAGCAGCAGCCACGGGCCGCCGCGGAGGGCGGGGAUUGUGGGUGUAAAGCAGUGACUCGGCUGGGGCCUAAGGAAGUGGCUUCUCGCCUGGUGGACGGGCCGGAGCUCCUCCGCCCGUUCGCCCGCCGCAGCUCCUCCGAGCUCUCCCCCGCGGCCCCGAGUCGCGGGGCUGCACGCGGUCUUCACCGAGCGGAAGAGACUGGCCCUAUCGCCCGCGGAGGACACCCUCGAGCAGGUCCGAAUCCGGGGAAAGGGGCUUGGGGACCGUGAAGGGCCGGGAGUGGGGGGGCAACCGCUGCAGACCCGCCGCCGCUAACGCAGCUGUCGCGGCCGCUCCCGCAGCUCGAGAAAAGCCUUGAAACUUUUAUAUAGCUGGGCUGCGACCCCCCCCACCUUCCCCAUCCCCCACCGCCAGCUCAGGACCAAGGACGCCCCACCCCCGCGGCGCCAUUGCACCCUGGGAGAGUCGGGAUCGGACAAUGCUUGCUUCCUCUGGCCCUUUUGUGGUCCAGGCCUCUUCUCUCCUCCGCGCCUUCCCUCUGCUCCCUGUGUCCUAGUGGCUGCAAUUGCAGAGACCCCAAACGCUAAUAGAGAAGAUGAAGCUUACGGCAACAAAUGGCCUCCAUGAGGAGGAAAGCCCAGAGAGAGCCGAAUCCGAAAACGAAGAACUGAAUUCAAAUGCGGGAUUAGACCUGCCAUUUAUGAUGUUGCCCCACCCCCUACUUCCCGUUAGCCUGCCUCCUGCAUCAGUUGCCAUGGUGAUGCAUCAGAUGAACCACUUCAAUACUAUUUCCAACAUGGCUGCUGCAGCUCAGAGGCAGAGUCCACUCUCCAGAGCAGGGGCUUCUGUUAUUAAAGAAACCGACAGCUCUUCUCCUGCUACUUCUCCGGAACAGAGUGGUGGGCCUGAGGGCCAGGAUGCUUCUGGCUGCUCCCAAUCCCAGCUUGAGGACCCACCCAAGGUAUUUGCUGAUGAUGGAGAAAAAGAGCUUCCUGAUCAAGGUAAUGGAUCAAACCCCAAAAAACUCCAGAAGGAAAAUGUUCUAUCCCUCAGCCAAGAGCUUUUUAUUGAGCACAAGGUACUGUGGGGUACAAAAAGAAGCAUAAGACAGGGAACCUGCCCUCAAGAUGCUUACAGUCAAGUUUGGGAAGCAAGACAAACAGGAGAGAUGCAGAUUGCCAUUCCAGUAAUGAAACCAAACCUGGAUAAAGGUCAACUGGCAGGACAACUCGUGGCUCCUGGAUUCUCAACCCCAUUUAUUUUUGCUGAUAGCCUUUCCUCUGUGGAAACGCUCUUAACCAAUAUCCAGUUCCUGCUGAAAGUGGCUCUUGACAGUGCCCGUGUCCAGGAAAGGCAAAUGCAAGAAGAAAAGAAGGAGCUGAGAAUGGAGCUCUACAGAGAGAGGGAAAUGCGGGAGACCCUGGAAAGGCAGCUUGCAGUUGAGCUGCAAAGCCGCGCCACAGUUCAAAGGCGCCUGAAGAAAGAGAAAAAGGCCAAGAGGAAGCUACAGGAAGUCCUGGAGUUUGAAUCCAAGCGCAGAGAGCAAAUGGAGCAGGCACUGAGGCAGGCCACUGGAGGUGACAGUGUGCUCAGCAUCCUCAGAGGUUUUGGAUUCUCAGAAAGAGAUCUUGAAGGCAUUGGGACUGAGUCUGACAGUGCAGAAAUGCAGGAAAACAUCAACCCCACCACCAUGUACUGAGAGGACUUUCUAUUAAAAAAUAUAUAUAUCUAUGUAUGUACCAUCAUCCAUUAUCUGAAGACUCAUGUAUAUUUCAUUUAAGAAUACCCUACCAGCCUUUCCUUGCUGUCCAGUGCUGUGUGGAGAAUGAAAGUUGCAGCAUGAAGUUGGAAGAACCAUUUGUUACGUUUAAAUCUCCAGCAGCUUUGUGAAGAAACAUGGAAAGGUUUUAUAAGCUCCCCAUGCUAAGCUAAACCUGUUGCAGUUGAUUGUUUGUAGGACCCUACUCCCAGAGAACUUUUAGAAUUUCUAAGCACAUGCAAGAAUUAUUCCCUCUGAGAGAACUAACUUUUCCCCCACCCCAACCUUUAAAGAGGCAGUAGUUUUGUUGAACAAUGGCACAAAUAUAUUAAUCAGCCUGAAUCUUCCCCACUGGCUUUACCUAAGUGCAGAUCCUGAGUCCGCUUUUGCACCAAGACCAAUCACCGUGGAGCUGUUGCAGUUGUGUUCGUACUUUAAGCUUUGUUUACUGAACCAGAUAUUCAAUAAAUAUUACAUUUUGCUGAGAAA
Monodelphis domestica (gray short-tailed opossum) is the source of this 2663-nucleotide messenger RNA. Lineage: Eukaryota; Metazoa; Chordata; Mammalia; Didelphimorphia; Didelphidae. The record is from RefSeq and is a predicted model, not a curated record.